Messenger RNA from Fimicolochytrium jonesii, 1055 nucleotides. RefSeq names its product urease accessory protein UreG. The record is from RefSeq and is a predicted model, not a curated record. Gene Ontology annotation, molecular function: GTPase activity; nickel cation binding. Lineage: Eukaryota; Fungi; Chytridiomycota; Chytridiomycetes; Spizellomycetales; Powellomycetaceae. The transcript is spliced from 7 exons. The coding region runs from base 49 to 867 and encodes 272 amino acids.
CCCCGACAACUGUGAAGCCGCUCAUCGUUUUCAGCACAGCCAGCAAAGAUGGCAAACCAAACAGUCCGCCUCGAACUGCACCAUCCCUCCUACGCCAACACCGGCGCGGCAGGCUCCAACCCGGCCGACCACGCCCACAGUCACGGCCACGAUCAUCACGGCGGCGGCAACGACCAUGGCCACACCCAUGAACACAUGGAACACCCCGGGCGAUACUUGGAUAGAGAUACGCCGAUUUCGACUAGGGAUUGGUCUGAGAGGGCUUUUACGGUUGGAAUCGGCGGACCGGUGGGCUCAGGCAAAACAGCGUUGAUGCUCGCACUCUGCAAAGCCCUCCAAAACACCGUCUCAAUCGCCGCCGUUACCAACGACAUCUUCACACGCGAAGACGCCGAAUUCUUAAUCCGCAACCAAGCCCUCCCCGACCCGCGCCGGAUCCGCGCCAUCGAAACCGGCGGCUGCCCGCACGCCGCGAUCCGCGAAGACAUUUCAGCAAAUCUCGAGGCGUUGGAACAGCUGCAGGCCGAGUUCGGAACCCAGGUGUUGUUGGUGGAGAGCGGGGGGGAUAAUCUGGCCGCGAAUUAUUCGAGGGAGUUGGCGGAUUAUAUCAUUUAUGUUAUUGACGUCAGCGGCGGCGACAAAAUCCCGCGCAAGGGCGGCCCAGGCAUAACGCAAUCCGACCUCCUCCUGGUGAACAAAACCGACCUCGCGCCGUACAUCGGCGCCGACCUCGCUGUGAUGCGGCGCGACGCGGAUAGGAUGCGUGAUGGGGGGCCGACGCUGUUUACGCAGGUCAAGAAUGGGAUGGGUGUCGAGGAUGUUGUGGAGAGGAUUUUGGAGGCGGGGAGGCGGGUGGGGGCUUUUUAGGGGCGUGGUGGGAUGUACCGAGUUGGAGGGGAUUGGAAGUGCCCCGGGGUAGCAUGCAGGAUAGCAUGAGCGCGUGAGAUAUGUGCGGCGUACUCCGACACAGUUUAGCAAUAAUACGAUGGGAAACAUUACUGUGGAACGGACGGAAACCAGAUACAUGAACUCUUUCGACUCUUUGAAAACAAACA